Solanum tuberosum (potato) is the source of this 366-nucleotide messenger RNA. RefSeq lists its product as uncharacterized. The transcript has a single exon. The record is from RefSeq and is a predicted model, not a curated record. Bases 1 to 366 code for a protein of 121 amino acids. Lineage: Eukaryota; Viridiplantae; Streptophyta; Magnoliopsida; Solanales; Solanaceae.
AUGAGAAUUGGGAGGCGGGGCAAGCUUAGCCCCAGAUAUAUCGGGCUUUUUGAGAUUUUAAGGGCAGUUGGUGAGGUUGCCUAUGAGUUAGCUUUGCCUCCAGCAUUCUUACCUAUCCAUCUGGUAUUCAAUGUUUUGAUACUGCGUCGGUAUGUUCCAGACGAGUCCCAUGUGCUCCAGUAUGAUGCGGUUGAGUUAGAUGAUCAUCUGACUUAUAUUGAUGAGACAGUUUCCAUCUUAAAUAGAGUUGUGAGGCAGUUGCGAUCCACAACCACACCUGUGGUUAAAGUCUGUUGGAGGCAUCGUCCAGUCGAGGAGGCCACUUCAAAGACCGAAUGUGUCAUAUUCUGGAAACUAGUAGACUAA